UGGCUUCCUGUUUACUCGCGCCUCCGAUUUCUCGGAACUACCCAAGCCCUGUUCCUGUUUAAACGACCGUAAAGAACUUUUUAAAACUAUUUAAGUUUCUUCCUUCGCUUUCUGCAUCAGGAUUACAGUGUCAGAUGGGACACGGACUGGGAGUUUUACUUUUUCUCACAGUUUCUCUUCAUCUUUCAUCAGCAGUCUCACACUCUCUGCAGUACUUCUACACUGGAGUUAGAGGAAUAAAUUUCCCAGAAUUCACUGAAGUUGGUCUGGUGGAUGGAGAGCAGUUCAGUUACUACGACAGUAUCAUCAGGAGGGUGAUCCCAAAGGCAGAGUGGAUACAGAAGGUCAACACUGAUGAUCCAGAUUACUGGAACAGACAGACACAGGUUGUGCGGGGAACACAGGAGCUCUUCAAAGCCAAUAUGGCUACAGUGAUGCAGCGCUUUAAUCACACUGCAGGAGUUCACACAGUGCAGGAGAUGGUCGGCUGUGAGCUGGAUGAUGACGGCACCACUAGAGGAUACAGUCAGUUCGGUUAUGAUGGAGAAGAUUUCAUCAGUUUGGAUCUGAAAACUCUCACCUGGACUGCAGCUAAACCUCAAGCUCUGAUCACCAAACACAAGUGGGAGAAGAAUCCUGGUGACACUGUGGGCCGGAAGAACUACCUGGAGAACAUCUGUAUCGAGUGGUUAAAGAAGUACGUGUCUUACGGCAGAGAGACUCUGGAGAGGAAAGUUCGUCCCGAGGCGUCAGUGUUCCACAAACGCUCUCCUUCUCCAGAGGUGGUGUGUCACGCUACAGGUUUCUUCCCCAAAGCAGUGAUGAUCACCUGGCAGAAGGACGGAGAGGACCUGAUUGAGGACGUGGAGCUCACAGAGACGCUACCCAACCAGGAUGGAAGCUUCCAGAAGAGGAGCAUUCUGAAAGUCCCAGCUGAGGAGCUGCAGAGACACAAAUACACCUGCGUGGUUCAGCACAGCAGCUUGGGGGAGGGGAAGGAUUUAGUGCUGCCUGUGAGCGAGCGGCGAAUCCUGAGAGGUGGAGGAUGGAUUGCUAUCAUCAUUGGUGUCCUUAUGGCUCUCGUCGCUCUCAUCACUGUUGUCGCUGCUGUUGUCUUCUUGAAGAAGGCAAUGUUCUCUGGAUUCGGACCUGUUCCCUCCAAACCCUCCUCUGAAGGAGAUUCUUCCUCCAACAACUCUUAAACUGUGGCUGUGUGUCUUCCUGCUGGAGUGAGAGAGUAUAGCGGUGUUCACACGGCACAUAUUUGCAUCGAUGCUGCACCGAUGUAUUUUGUUGCGAUAUAUCUUACACCGGUGUAAAUUUUGUGGAGCGUUCACACGUCACAACCCUGCUUACUAGAGAGAAGCGUGUUAGCACCGGUGCAGCCCCACUUGCGUUCACACGGCAGUUUUUGCGACCGUGCUAUACGAUAGUAAUAAUGCGGAAAUGAAAUAUGCGCAUGCAUGAAAAUGUACUUCCUUUUCCCGGUUGUCAUGGCAUCACCAAGCGCCGGGAAAACAACGUGGAUGAAGACGCGCAGUUCUGUUGUUGUUGAUAUUCGCCAUUUUGGAAGCACAAAAUACAGGAUGCAAAUUAUGCAAUGCCUGUAUGUAAUCAGCUCUCCUCACGCGUAGCAAGUCUACCCCGUAGCGUUCAGACGUCCCAUUUUAUAUCGGUGCUGCCCCGCAAACUGGCAUUUACUCCGGAGUAAAUUUCUUAAACCACCUCCCGAGCAGGGUUAGAUUUGCACCAGUUUAAGCAGCUUUCAGGGGCGACACCGCUAUAACUUUGUACCAUGUGAACGCUCUACCGGGGCAGCCCCGGUGCUACACCGGAGUAAAAGUUGCCAUGUGAACACCCCUAAAGACAUGAUGAUGUUUACAGUGUAAUAUGGAAUAAAAAUGUGUGUGUGGAGUGAAAAUCCAGCAGAAAAGCCUGAGCUCACAUUAAAUCUCAGAUCAGAGCUGA
Molecule: messenger RNA, 1968 nt
Organism: Neoarius graeffei (lesser salmon catfish)
Lineage: Eukaryota; Metazoa; Chordata; Actinopteri; Siluriformes; Ariidae
Product: H-2 class I histocompatibility antigen, Q9 alpha chain-like
Exons: 7
Coding region: 135-1202 (355 amino acids)
Biological process (GO): immune response
Cellular component (GO): external side of plasma membrane
Source: RefSeq, a predicted model, not a curated record